AAAAUAAAAAUCUUAUUUAAUAUUCAACAUUUAUGUGACAAAAUAUACAAAUGAUCGUUUGAAAAAUUUUGUUACCAUAUUAUAAUAAAUUUUUAUUUAUUUAAUAAUUUUACUUUUUCAAAUGUUACAUGUAUAGCAGUAACAUCUUAUCAAUUUUAUAUAAAUAUAUCCAUUAGAGAGCGCGGAUGGCAGUGAUAUUAGCGCACCCCUUAGAGUUUCUAUAUAAAUUUUGCCUCCUCCCAAAUUAUUAGACUUCUUGAUAUUAUUUAUUAAAUAUAUACAAUGAUUUUAUAUUUCUAAUCUAUUUGUGAAAUAUUUUUUUUUCAUUGUUUGUGAUAUAUGAAUAUAAGCAAAAAAGAGGAUUACUCUUAUUAACAUAUUCAAUGGAGACUGGGAGUUCAGUUAUAUUAGAUACUUGUGGAGAUGAUUCGGUCUUGCUUCAAACAGUAAAAAAUAUAGUUAAUCAAAAUCAACAUAAUGAUUUGGAGCCAGAAGAGGAAGAAUUUUUUUUAGUAACAGAUGUUGAAAAUGAACAUCAUAGAAAUAUAGAUGUUACAAAUGAUAAUUCAGUAUGUAAUCUAAAUGAAUCCUUAGAAAAGAUAUCAUGGACAGGAUUAUGUAGAAUUUGUGCUAAUGUAAAUGACCAUUUAAUUCCAAUAUUUGAAGGAGAAGGCAUGGAACAUGCACUAUGUAACAAGAUACAUAAAUAUUUACCAAUACAUAUUUCUGAGAAUGACACAUUACCUUUGCAAUUAUGUUACCAUUGUGCAGCUACAUUAUUAGCAUGGCAUGAAUUAGCUGAAGGAUGUUUAAGUGCAGAACGCCGAUUGCUUGAGAUACAAACCUCAUCUCAAAACAAACAGUACUUUCAACCACAGUCAACAGAUGAAUCAGUAACUCUGCCAGAAACUACUGUAUCUCAUGUUACAGAAAAAGUUUUUACCAGUCAAGAAAGUGAAGUUAAAAAUGAGGCAUAUGAAAGCAAGGAAGCUGCUAAUGAUUCAAACAGAUGGCAACCAGAGGAUAACAGUAUUAUACAAAUUUCCACAAUCCAACUAGAAGACUCAAAAAUAGAAAGAUUACAAUAUCUUCAAUGUGUUCAUUGUGAAAUAAUAUUCACAGAUAUUAAAUGUCUUAUAAAUCAUAUGAAUGCACAACACAGUGCUGGAAUGCAUUAUUGUUCUCAUUGCAAAUUAGCAUAUAAUGGAUCAAGCAAAGCUUUCGAAGAACACUUAACUGCUCACUAUAAUACCACAUAUGCUGUUUCAAAGCAUAUACGAUCGGAAAAUCAAAUUCCAUUGAUGGAAGAAUUUAAAACUGAAUCCAAUAAUGGUGAAUUACAAAAAGAAGAAGAGGAAAUUAAUAUAGAAGUAGUAUCUUGCAAUGAACAAUUAUCGUUUACUUGUCACUUAUGUAACAAAAGUUAUAAGAAGAAAAGUGAAUUAAAAAAACAUGUAAUUUUACAUGAUGACAUAAUCCAAGCACAGAAUCGCGAUGAAGCAGAGUUAAUACACAAAGCAAAGCAAAUUAUUAACAAUCGUAUUUCAUAUAAAUGUGAAUUAUGUAAAAAAGUUAUAUUCACAAAGCGUGGUUUUUUGCGUCAUAUGAGGGUACACUCCGGAAAACGUCCAUGUAAAUGUGAAUUGUGCGGAAAAUGUUAUCGUAUCGAACAAGACUUAGCACGUCAUAUCAGAGACGUUCAUGAAGGUUUGAAAAAAUAUCCAUGUGAUAUUUGUGGUAGAGCAUUUGCUAAUAAAGGUGCAAAAGAUGAUCACAGAAGAAUACAUACGGGAGAACGACCAUAUGCUUGUAAACACUGUCCUAAAACAUUUCGUACUUUAAAUUCUAUAUACAUUCACAAUCGUGUACAUACUAAUUAUAAGCCUCAUAAAUGUUCAUAUUGUGGUAAAUACUUUAGAAGUAGGCAACGAUUGAAUAAUCACGAAACAACUCAUACAGGUGUAAAAGCAUUUUCAUGUGAAAUUUGUGGUAAGUCGUUUCCAGUUAAAGGAGAGGUCAUGCGACAUCACGCUACUCAUAAUCAAGAAAAACCAUUUAAUUGUAAAGGUUGUGGCAUGAAAUUCGGACAAAAAAGAUACUUACGAAAUCAUAUAAAGCAACAUCAUAAAGAAGAAUCUUAUGCAUUAUUAGCAGAAUUAUCAGAGAAACAUAAUAAGUAAAUAUUGUUUGUAAGCUAGAUUUUUAUUUUUAUUUUAUUUUUUGUAUCAUUCUUACAAAAAAUAAUGUAUAUAAUUAUGUAUGUGUGUAUCUUAUAUUUUAUUAGAAAUAUUUUUAU
Molecule: messenger RNA, 2296 nt
Organism: Vespa crabro (European hornet)
Lineage: Eukaryota; Metazoa; Arthropoda; Insecta; Hymenoptera; Vespidae
Product: zinc finger protein 493-like
Exons: 6
Coding region: 384-2180 (598 amino acids)
Biological process (GO): regulation of transcription by RNA polymerase II
Cellular component (GO): nucleus
Molecular function (GO): DNA-binding transcription factor activity; zinc ion binding; RNA polymerase II cis-regulatory region sequence-specific DNA binding
Source: RefSeq, a predicted model, not a curated record